CCACACUAUGGGUGUGUGAUAGUCUCUUCUGUAGACAGUUUACGUUACCGUCUAGGGUGAUCAGUAGUGUGUGAGUUCUCACAUGGCUUGUCCUGAGAACAUGUUUUUUCUCAUUGGCCUCUUUAUUUCAGGUGUUUUGGCCUGUUUUGGCCAACGAAAUUUGAUUGCCACAAUGUCAGAUAUACUGGAUGUACUGACUGGCUCCUGUGUGCAAAUCCCAUGUGCAUUUGAUAUUCCUGACCAAAAUUACUAUAAAUUUAACAGCACAAUACUUACCUUUGGAGUGUGGAUAAAAAAAUCACCACGGUUUGCUCAGAGUCCGGACAAUGUUGUAUUUAACAGUAGUAAGACGGUCAACAGAUAUGAAGGGAAGAUAACUGGAAACAUUUCCCAGAAGAACUGAACCACAGUCUUCUUCAAUGUAACCACCAGUUACUCUGAUAAAUACUUCUUCAGGAUUGAAAGUCAACCAUUCCGUGCAACAGACCCUGAAAAGUAUGUUGUUAUAGAUGUCAUGGAUUUGCCUCCCAGCCCCAACAUUACUGUCUCAGGUGAGGUGAAGGAAGGGACCCCUGUCAGUUUAAACUGCUCUGCUGUCGCUCCCUGUCCCGAACACCCCCCUGAGCUGAUAUGGACUCUCCCAACACAGUUCACACCUGAGAACCAACUGCAGGAGAAUCCAGACCAAACCAAAUCAGUUCUCUCCACGGUGAAUUUCACUCCGUCAUACCUUCAUCAUGAGAAGAACAUCACUUGUACUGCAGUCUACCCAGUAGGGACAAGCAACAAGACAGCUGAACAUACCAUGAUGCUUAACGUUUCAUUCUCUCCUAAGGACACCUCAGCCUCCAUCAGUCCAGCUGAUCCAGUAUUAGUGGGCAGCUGUGUUAAUCUGACCUGCAGCAGUACAGCCAACCCUCCUGUGACAAACUUCACCUGGUUCCAGAUCAGUGGGGGUAAAACAACACAGGUAGCAUCUGGACAGAGUUACACCCUCAAUGUGACUGUUGGUGAUGGAGGACUGUACUACUGUGAAGCAAGAAAUAGUCACGGCUUUGGGAAGUCAAAGGAAGAGAAGCUGGCUAUUAAAGGGCAAGAAGAGCCUGUUAACCCAAUGGUUUCUGGGAUUGCAGCAGGAACUCUGGGGGUCUUUCUGCUUAUCAGCCUGAUCAGUCUUUUUGGAUGGAGGAGAAACUCUAGGCUCCCCGAUGGACUUGAAAGGACGGACAAUCCACAGGGACAGAACUCCCCGGUUGGGACGGUGUGUGUUAACCAGACCACAGCCGGAGAGAAACCAGAGGAACCUGCAGAAGACCAGCCUGAAGAGAUCCACUAUGGUGACAUAGACUUCUCCAAACUACGGCCCAAAGAGACCCCAGCUGCAGCCCAGGACAGGAACAGGGUCCAGGGGCAGGAGAGUGAGUACGCUGAAGUCAAUGUGACCAGGAGAGGGCCCCAGGAACCACACCUUAACUACAUAGAUGGGCUUUAUGCACAAGUGAAUAAAAGAGGUGCAUUUUAAGUAUUUUGGAUAUAUACAGUAUGUAUUGUGAAUUUGCUGUCUAUUGUUAUUUUUGAUUUCGUAUUCAUAAGUUUGUGAACCUCAAUUUCUGCAUAUUUGUAGAAUUUUCUUGUAUGAAAAUUGUUUAACUGUUUAAAAGUGCCGUGCCACCUGAUAGUUCAAAUGCAGUUUAAGGCCAUAUAAAGUCAAUGAUGACAGAGGAUAUAUGACACAAUUAUUUGGCUGAUACAAGACAGGAAGUUGGUGAAGUAAGUCAACAUGACAGCAGAAUGGUGUUAACAUCUACUAGUCACUGUUUCUCUGCAUCUUUUGUGCAGUUACCAGAAUAACAAUAUUAUCUGUAAUAGGAAUUACCCGGUGAACAAAAAAGAGCAGUCGCAGAUAAAGUCAAUCAUAAAUCAAUCUGGAUUAAUACAAGUUGCAACAGGGAGACAACAUCCAGCAUAGAAGCAGAGAAAAUGUCUAACUGAUAAAGUAUUCAACCCCCUUAGCAUUUUUCCUAUUUUGUUGCCUUACAACCUGGAAUUAAAAUAGAU
Molecule: messenger RNA, 2058 nt
Organism: Coregonus clupeaformis (lake whitefish)
Lineage: Eukaryota; Metazoa; Chordata; Actinopteri; Salmoniformes; Salmonidae
Product: vascular cell adhesion protein 1-like
Exons: 8
Coding region: 515-1522 (335 amino acids)
Source: RefSeq, a predicted model, not a curated record